CGGGGAACUCUCGCGAGACUUGACAGCUGCGGCCAAGGAGGGAGAUCCAAGCGAGGGAGAGCGAUAUGGAGCGGAGAAGCGGCGCGGAGGGAUGGGGCGGAACCAUGGAAGAGGCGGCGGAUAACACAUUGGUCUUAUCUGUCAUUAAGCAUUUGGAUAAUUUCUUGGCUCCGUCCACUGGCGCGAGACAGAGCUCUUUGAAUGCGCAAUAUCAGCAGAUGAUGGAGGCCGAAGAGAAGGCUGAGCAAAUCCAUUCCGGGACGCAGCUCUUGCAAGCAGAAAGGGAGAAAAUGCAGAUGGAGCUAAGUCACAAGAAGGCCCGGAUCGAGCUGGAGAAACAGGCGAACUUGCACGCGAGGAAUUAUGAGCGGGAGGUGGACCGUAACCAAGACCUCCUGAAGCAAAUCAAGCAGUAUCAGGAAAAGGAGACAGAGAUGGAGAAUAAGCUUAAAGAACAAAUCAACGUCAAUAAGGCCUGCCAAAAGGGUGUGGAGGCUCUGAACAAAAAACUCCAAGAGAAGGAAAACCAGCUCACGGAAGCGGAUGAGAAAUCUACGGCCUUGAAAGCUAAGGUGUCCGAAUUGCAGUGGGGCUUAAUUAACAAGGACAUGCAGAUCAGCAGCCAGGAGUUGGAGAAGAAAGAGAUGUCAGAACAGCUGGAGGCGCAACGCAAGCAGUGGAAAGAGGCCUGCCAGCAAAUCCAGGCCCUGCAAGCCAAGCUAAACCAGAUGGCUGGCAAGGAGCAGAGGAUUCAGGACUUGGAGCUCAAGUUGUCUCUGCAGGAGCAAGAUGCGGUCGUCGUCCGGAACAUGAAGGCCGAUUUGGCCCGGUUCCCCAAAAUGGAACGGGAGCUACAGCAGCUCAGGGAGGAGAACACAUAUCUCAGGGAAAUGAAAGAAAACAACGGGCUGCUCAAAGAGGAAGUGGGCUGGCUCCAGUGGAAACUGGAGCGCUACGAGAAAGUCCAAGCCGAUCUAGUGGCGUUGGAAUUAGCGAAUGAGAAACUUCAGGGAAAGUUGGACGCAUGGGAGAAGCUCGGGGAGAGCUCCGGGUUAAGUAUCAACUUGAGAAUAAGAAGCGGAGCCGGGGGCUCCCUCGCCCUCAGCUUAGCCCGCCCGUGGUUUCGAUGCGGUUGGCAGCCGCUCGGAGAGUGGAGAAGAGUGGAACCCAUGGGUGUUCUCGUGGGGUGA
Molecule: messenger RNA, 1190 nt
Organism: Sphaerodactylus townsendi
Lineage: Eukaryota; Metazoa; Chordata; Lepidosauria; Squamata; Sphaerodactylidae
Product: mitotic spindle assembly checkpoint protein MAD1-like
Exons: 10
Coding region: 66-1190 (374 amino acids)
Biological process (GO): attachment of mitotic spindle microtubules to kinetochore; mitotic spindle assembly checkpoint signaling
Cellular component (GO): kinetochore; nuclear envelope; mitotic spindle
Source: RefSeq, a predicted model, not a curated record